Molecule: messenger RNA, 565 nt
Organism: Gilbertella persicaria
Lineage: Eukaryota; Fungi; Mucoromycota; Mucoromycetes; Mucorales; Choanephoraceae
Exons: 4
Coding region: 92-520 (142 amino acids)
Source: RefSeq, a predicted model, not a curated record
UAUAUAUAGGCAACAACGUUUAUAAAAAGAAAGAAAGAAAGAAAGAGAAUCAUCAUUCCUCUGUUUCUUUUUUCUCUUUACAUUUUACACUAUGCUUGUUCAUUGUUUUUGGUUGACUCUAUUGUUCAUUGUUCAAAUGGGUUCGACAGCUCCUACUCUGGAUCGCCGACUUUUAGGGGCACAUCGGUUGCUCAAAGGAGAUAAAAAAAUCAAGACGUUUACUGGUCUAGGUACACAUUACGACGUGGGUUCAGGAUCCUGCGGUGAAUUUGAUACCAAUAGUGAUCUUGUUGUUGCAGUUAACAAGGCACAAAUGCAAAAUGGACCUAAUCCCAACAAAAACCCACAUUGCUAUCAAAUGGUCUCUAUUCGUGGUGAUAUGGGAAAUGUCGUCGCUAAAGUCACAGAUACUUGUCCUGCUUGUGGAGAAGGUUCACUUGACAUGUCACCGAGUGUUUAUGAAAUCGUAUGCGGUACAUUGGCUUCUGGCGUUUGUCAUAUCACUUGGAAUUUCUUGUAGAGUUGCACCCUUUUCUUGUCUUUUUUUUUUUUUUUAUAUUUGUUU